GGUAUUCUUGAAUAUUUUACGCAUUUUAAACCAUAAACAUCUGCUUUGUCCAGAUAUUUUUACGGACAUUCAAUGUACGCUACCUUGCAACAUACGUGGGACAUGGAGGACGAUGCACCUGUGAUAUACGGCCUCGAAUUUCAGGCUCGUGCACUUACUUCCCAGACAGCUGAAUCAGAUGCCAUUCGCUUUCUUGUGGGCACCCAGUCCCUCAAAUUUGACAAUCAGAUCCACAUCAUUGACUUUGAUGAUGAGAAUAACAUCAUUAGUAAGAGCGUCCUGCAGCACCAGGCAGGGGAGAUAUGGCACAUCAGUGCCAGUCCUGCAGAUAAAGCCGUGCUGACGACCUGCUACAACAAAACCAGUGAGAGUCGUGUGGUGACGUGUGGGGCUGUUUGGAGGAUGCCCCCAGAGUGGGAGUCAGGGAGCCAUGAGUCCCCAGAUGACCCCCACAACUCCCACAACCCCCAGAACCUGGAACUCCUCUGUCACCUUGACAACAGCGCCCAUGGCAAUGCCUCCUGUGUCCUGUGGGAGCCCAUGGGAGAUGGGAAGCGUGUGAUCUCUCUGGCUGAUAACCACGCUCUGCUCUGGGACCUGACGGAGAGCUCUACCCAGGCCACG
Coregonus clupeaformis (lake whitefish) is the source of this 624-nucleotide messenger RNA. Its product is annotated as EARP-interacting protein homolog. The record is from RefSeq and is a predicted model, not a curated record. Gene Ontology annotation, biological process: protein ubiquitination. The transcript is spliced from 6 exons. Gene Ontology annotation, molecular function: protein binding. The annotation marks the transcript as partial. Lineage: Eukaryota; Metazoa; Chordata; Actinopteri; Salmoniformes; Salmonidae.